AUGACAUACUCGGAGGCAGGAAUAUCAGAAGUAUUGUGUUUUACCACACAUACUCAUAGACGAAUAGAAUACUUUGCACCCGAUGAAUUGGAUAUAAUUACACCAAACUCUCCACAAUCUCUCAUAGCUGACCCUUACAAAAUUUGUAUUGUUUCUAAUAUGUGUAUUGACAGUAGUGGAAAGGUCCAUGUUUUUCUUCCUGACACAAGUGAUGUUCCCAAUUUACAUGCAAGCAAUCCAUUCUUCACUUCUGAUAGAGAUUUUAUUCGAAAGCUACUAAUGGACCAUCCAAUUAAUGGAGUUCCACGUUUUCCAAUACCAAGUCGUGUAGAAGUUAGAGAUAUUACAUUGAACGAAUUUCAAAACUUGGAAACCAAGAAAUCAAAUCAUCAGUUUCGAAUGACUUCCAAGUGGAUUUCUCUUCAUGCUCCACUUUUUUGGUCGAAUUAUUAUCACACAAUUAUUGAUGGAUUUUACAAAGUUUUUGUGUUAUUGAGACAGGUUUCACAUGUGAUGGAAUAUGUCUCGAGUUUUGGAGCCAAAUCAACUAGAGUUUCUCCAACGUUUUCCUAUGAUUCAAUGGCUGAUAUUCUCACAAAGAAAGAUUAUGAAUUAUUCAUCUUGACAAAGAGUCCUAAAUUUCCAAAUUGGGUCAACCGAGUUGUAAAUACUACUGAGAAGGCAUUUGUUCAACCAGUGAUUGCGGAUAUUGGAAAUGGAGAGGAUUCAUAUACAUGCUCAUCGAAAGGAGUUAUUGGAAUUUCAUUUUCACAUUAUAGAAAUUUAUUUUACACAUUUGAAUCACGUGUUGUUCCAAGACCUCCAAAGGAAGCCAUCUUAAUGACCAAUCAAUACUUUUCAUUUAUCAAACAAUCAUAUGGAUAUUCGAAUGAAAAGAGAAAGAAUCCGAAACUUAAUAUUUUACUGAUUCGUAGAGUGAAAAACAGAGUCAUUACAAAUUUGGAUGAAAUUUACAAAACAUUGAAAAUUAAUUAUGGAGAUGUUUGUGAAAUACAAAUUAGGGAAAAUUUCAAACAUUCAUUUGAUGAACAAAUUGCUUACCAUCAAUGGGCAGAUGUCAUUAUUGUUUCACAUGGAGCUGAUGAGACGAAUACUUUCUUGACAAGAGAAGGAACAGUAAUAAUUGAAGUAGAAAGUCCUCAGCAUUAUGAGCCAUACUUUCCAGUUUAUGCUCAUUUAUUGAAAUUGAGACAUUACAUGUUCAGAGGAAGUGGAGGAGAUAAGAAUUCGAAUAGAAUAGUAGAUAUUGAUGCAUUUGUUAAAUUUUUUGAAGCUGCAUUAUGUUAUGGAGAUUCAUUUAUUGGAAAUGAGAGGAUAAAACAAAAUUCUGUUGAUUCUGGAUUUUGUAAACGAAUCAAAUUGGAAAACAAAUACAGUGAAACAGAUGUGAAAGAAUUAUUAUCAAAUAGAAUGAACAUUUUUGAGAGAUUUGACACAGAUCAAAGUUUAACUGAAAUUAAGGGAGAAUAUUUGAUUGGAUGUUGUCUAAAUGAAUAA
Molecule: messenger RNA, 1518 nt
Organism: Naegleria gruberi
Lineage: Eukaryota; Heterolobosea; Eutetramitea; Acrasida; Naegleriidae
Exons: 1
Coding region: 1-1518 (505 amino acids)
Molecular function (GO): glycosyltransferase activity
Source: RefSeq, a predicted model, not a curated record